Lates calcarifer (barramundi perch) is the source of this 1558-nucleotide messenger RNA. RefSeq names its product glucose-dependent insulinotropic receptor. The coding region runs from base 9 to 1262 and encodes 417 amino acids. The transcript is spliced from 2 exons. Gene Ontology annotation, molecular function: phosphatidylcholine binding; G protein-coupled receptor activity. The record is from RefSeq and is a predicted model, not a curated record. Lineage: Eukaryota; Metazoa; Chordata; Actinopteri; Centropomidae. Gene Ontology annotation, biological process: G protein-coupled receptor signaling pathway. Gene Ontology annotation, cellular component: membrane.
AUAUCACCAUGUUAUAUUUGACUGGACAAGCGAGCACUGAGCCCUCCGUUAGCCUGACCCCUGGCUGCAUGGACUCCCACGAGCUGACGACCCAGAGCGACGUGGGGCCUCGGGUCAUGGGCUUGAUCCUGAGCAUCGCCGCCUGCCUCAUCAUCUCCACCAACCUGCUGGUGGCGGUCGCUCUACUGAAGCUACUCAUCAAGAGGAGCAGCCAGAGCUGGUGCUUCGUCCUCAACCUGGCGCUGGCUGACACCCUGGUGGGCGUGGCCAUCACCGGCUUGGCCACGGAGGACUUCAACAGCAGCAACAACAACAACAACUGUAUCCCUCGGAACCAGCACGGCCACAUCACCGCUGAUCAUCCCACGAACACCACGCCUCCGGCUCAGGGGAAAAGCCGGUGUUUGAUGCGGAUGGCCUUCGUGACGUCGCCCUGCACGGCGUCCAUCAUGUCCAUGUUCCUGAUCUCACUGGACCGCUACGCAGCCAUCAAGAUGCCCCUGCGGUACUCCCUGCUGUCUGGGAGGGGGACAGCAGUCGGGUCCUUGCUGACUCUGUGGAUCAGCUCACUCACUGUGGGGUUUAUGCCAGUCAUGGUCCGGCAGCUGCAGACGGAGAGCUACAACGGCUUUUGUGCCUUCUUUUCCGUCAUCCAUGGAGGGGGCAUCGUCGUGCUGUACAGCACGUGCUUCUUCCCUGUGCUCUCCGUGUUCAUCUACAUCUACCUGGACAUCCUGAAGAUCGCCUGCAGCCACCAGAAGCAGAUCUGCCGAGUCAGGCAGGCAGGCUCCAGGACGACUGACCACCACCACCACGGCCAUCAACACUACCAAAAUCACCACCAGCAUCAGCAGCUGAGAAGCGGUUACUGGAGUCACGUCAAGGCCCUGAGGACGGUGGCGGUGCUUGUGGGCUGCUUCUUAGUGCUCUGGUGCCCCUUCUUUGUUGUGUGCAUAGUUCACAUCCUGUGUGAAAGUUGUGAACUCAAAGGCUUGUUGGAGAAUCAUCUGUGGCUGCUAGGACUGUCCAACUCACUGAUCAACCCCCUGGUAUACGCCUUUUGGCAGAGGGAGGUGAGGCUGCAGCUGGCAGCCAUGUUUUCCUGCUUUAAAGGGAGAUCGUCGACUGCCGGACCCCCAGGUAUCGCAGAAAGACAUGACCCUUCGUCACCUGUGCAGACUCAAGCUCCCUCACUGUUGCGGCCGAUUACCUGCAACAAUGAGACCCACACUGUGGUACUAUCCUCCACAACAACCUUAUGAAAGAAAACCAGAGAAACUAGCAUCUUAUCAAUGUGAAUGAUGCUUUUAGAAACUGACUCAAAAUAGAAGUUUUAAAGCCAAAAAUAAAGAUAUAUCACCAUUAAACACAUUACCCUUAAGUACUACUGUCAAUAUUACAUUUAAAUUUGUACACUGCUCAUAAUUCAUAUGAAUAAGUUUGGCCUUAUGUGCCCCAGAAUCAUUGUCUGUCUUUAAGUGCUACUGGGGUUAAGCCCAAUUCAACCCAGUUCCUUUAGGCUUCAGACAAACCCAUCAAUAAAGUUUUAAAGUCAAAA